Molecule: messenger RNA, 1967 nt
Organism: Pocillopora verrucosa
Lineage: Eukaryota; Metazoa; Cnidaria; Anthozoa; Scleractinia; Pocilloporidae
Source: RefSeq, a predicted model, not a curated record
UUUGACCAGAAUCUGCCCACAGAAAUAAGGAAACUCUAUAAAAGAUGGAGGAUUUAUUGCCCAUCUCAGCUGCUGAACAAACUGCUUUCUGUGUUGAACUGUUAAAGCGCCUCAACGUUCAGCGAAAACAAGAUUUUUUGUGCGACAUUACUUUGGUGACGAACGACGACAGAGAGUUAAAGGCUCACAGAAAUGUGCUUUCCGCCGCAAGUCCAUUUUUUUGCAAGCUUCUUCAGAGCGACAUGAAAGAGAAUCGAGAAGGGAUUAUUCGAUUUGAGGAAAUUUCAGGAUCUGUUCUGGAAGAUGUUCUGGAAUUCAUCUACACUGGGACUGUGGCGGUAACUCAGGAGAAUGCCAAGGAACUGAUCGUAGCAGGGAAUUAUUUGAUCAUACCAAGCUUGAAAACUGUUUCGGGGCGAUUUCUGGAGGCAGAAAUGUCCGACUCCAACUGCAUUUCAACGUUUUACUUCGCUGAGAAAUACGACUGUGUCGAGCUUAUCGGCAACAGCAGGAAAUUCAUUCACGAAAAUUUCGUCUGCGUAGGAGAAAAGGAUGAGUUUUUCAGCUUGGAGGCUAAGGAGGUGACGAGGUGGAUUUCAAGCAGCAAGAUUGCUGUGGGAGCGGAAGUAGAUGUUUUUAAGAUCAUAGUUCAGUGGGUUGAACACAACAAGAGCGAGCGAAAAGCCUACUUUGAGGAAUUAUUUGGUCACGUUCGCCUGGAUUUCCUAUCGCGUGAUUGUCUGCAGGAUGUCGUGACAAACGAACUUGUCCGUGACAGUGCUGUUUGUUUGAGGCUGACCGUGGACGCUAUCGUAAAGAUGGCUACUUUUUCGAAUGAAGAUGAUCUACCGCAGUCACCAAGAAAAGGUAUGGAAACGCGUGUUAUUUUAGCAUGUGGUGGCAAGUUCACUUUUUGUUUCAUCCCUGAAAAAAACCAGUGGAAGCGGCUGCCAGAUGGGUCAACCGAGAGAAACCAGAAAACACAAAUGCUAACAUUUCGUGAUCAGCUGUACACAUUUAAGGAUUUCAGCAAGGCAGAGAAGUAUGAUCCCGUGUUCGAUGGCUGGUCAAAGUCGGAUCUGAGAGACGUAUCAGCAGAUAGCGCCAUUGUGACUGUUGUCAAAGGGGAUGUGUACGCCAUUGAAGUUAACAAACCCGUUGGAAAGUCUACUAUCAAGAGAUACAAUGUGGAGCGUUGUACAUGGCAAACAGUGGUGGAAUCUCCCCAAGGUUGUAGGAACGGUUCCUGUGUUAUCGUAGGUGACAGCUAUCUGUAUCUUUUAGGUGGAUCGACCCCUGGCAAUGCUAGCUACGUCUCUAAAGCUGAGAGAUUCAACAUUGUGGAAACCCAUUGGGAGGAAAUCGCUGAUAUGCAACAAGGAAGAGGUGGUGCCUUUGGAGUGGCAAGUGAAGGAAAGAUUUUUGUUGCUGGAGGCUUAAACGAAAAGAAUAAGGUGUCAAAAAAAUGCGAGAUGUACAAUGUUUCUACAAACGAAUGGCACUUCAUUGGAAGCUUAAACACUUGGCGUGUGUAUGGCAGCAUGGUGUGUCUGAGUGGAACAUUCUAUGUACUGGGUGGCACCAAGAAUAAUAGGGAUAGAGUACUAUCAGUUGAAUGUUACGACUCUGGAGAAAACAAGUGGAUUGAGAAGACAUCCAUACCAGUGGAAAGGUACUUAAAUAAAAAUGAGGACACAUUCACCGGAUGUGUGAUGAAGCUCUCUAAAGGAGUACUUGAGAAAUCUGACUCUAUCAAGGAAAAGCCCAUCGGCUUUGCAUUUGGCGAGGCAGCCACCACGUCAACUCCCUUCGGCGCCUCCCAAACCUUCACCUCAACCGCCACCGGUGUCUUCGGCGUCCCCAUUGUCCCCUCAAGCGCCGCGGCCUUCACCUUUGGCCGCGUUCAGUCAAACCAAGCUGCCGCGGCUCCUGUUCUUGUAUAUGAGUUGUCUGAUGAUGAUGACUGA